AUGAAUCGCACGCUGGUCGAGUGUGCGCGUUGCAUGAUGGAACACGCUGGACUGGGAAAGAGCUACUGGGGUGAAGCAGUGAUGACGGCGAUGUUUCUUCGAAACCGCUGUCCAACACGUGCCAUUCACCAAGACAAGUCUCCAUAUCAAGUGUGGACGAUAAAGAAACCGAUUCUGGCCAACCUUAAAGUGUUUGGAUGCCACGCGUAUGUUCAAGUGCCUCAAGACAAACGCGCGAAGUUCGACUCCAAGUCAUCACUCUGUCGUUUCCUGGGAUACGCCGAACACCAGAAGUCAUAUCGAUUUGAGGAAGUGUCAACAGGAGCGAUCAAGAUCAGUCGCGAUGCCACAUUCAUGGAAGACAAGUUUGAUGAAGGUCCGCGCAACUACAACGAUGAGUCAAGUGUCGUUGAGUUUGAUGAUCAUGAUGAGGACGAAGAAAAAGAAGAGAAGAGUAAAACUGACGACGACAUGGACUCGAGCGACGAUGACAACGAAGACACCAGGUCUUCGAAGAGCAACAUCAAGAGACACACGCGCACUCAAUCACUUGAGAAAGCUACCGUCAUUCCAAGUCCCAAGCGAAGAACAUACAGAGGUCCGUCGCUUGAGCAUGUUGGGGAAACGCCGACUACAUUCAAGUCGGCGAUGGAAUCAAGCGACUCCGGCAAGUGGAAAGAAGCGUGUGACUCGGAGUUCGAUUUGCUUCAGAGAAACGACACGUGGGAAAUCGUGCCUCUUCCGAAAGGUCGCAAGGCCAUCGGGUGCCGAUGGGUUUUUCGUGUAAAGGAGAAUCAAGAUGGCGAAGUUGAACGUUUCAAGGCAAGACUUGUGGCCAAAGGAUUCUCACAGAAAUUCGGAGUUGACUAUGAAGAAACUUUCGCACCGGUGGCCAAGUUCACAUCGAUUCGUGUGGUGCUCAGUAUGGCGGCUAAGUACGGCCUAAUGCUACAUCAGAUGGACGUCAAGACAGCGUUUCUUAACGGCUCCCUCAACGAAGACAUCUACAUGGACCAGCCGGACGGAUACCUGGAUGCAACACAGCCGGACUAUGUGUGCAAGCUAAAGAGAUCACUCUACGGCUUGAAGCAAUCGCCUCGCAUGUGGAACCAAACAAUCGAUGGGUUCAUGAUCAAGAUGGGAUUCAAGAAGUGCGAAUCGGACCACUGCAUCUACAUCAAGCGAGACGACCAAGACAUGAUUCUCGUGGUGCUCUACGUCGAUGAUCUCAUCCUGGCCAGCAGCAACAACGAACUCCUCAAGUCAACCAAGAUGGCGCUGAGCAAACGCUUCGAAAUGACGGAUCUCGGUGAGCUCGAUUACUUUCUCGGCAUGGAGAUCAAGAACGACCGUAAGACGGGAAUGGUGACUGUACAACAAACCAAGUUUCUCAAGUCCGUGUUAACCAAGUUCGGAAUGGAUAACAGCAAGCCAGUGAAGACGCCUCAAGAUCCCGGCCUGAAGCUAAGCAAGAACAUGUGUGAACAAGAAUGCAAGCACGAAGACACCAUGUGCAACGUGCCAUAUCGAAGUGCUGUCGGAGGCAUCAUGUAUCUCAUGGUCGCCACACGUCCGGAUCUAGCUGCUGCAGUGGGAUCAUUAUCCCAGUUCUCGUCCGACCAUGCCCGACUCACUGGCAAGCUUUGA
Molecule: messenger RNA, 1647 nt
Organism: Peronospora matthiolae
Lineage: Eukaryota; Oomycota; Peronosporomycetes; Peronosporales; Peronosporaceae
Source: the annotation of a GenBank genome assembly